AUGUCACCAGGCCCCCGGCAAGGAAAAAGAGGCCCAAGCUCCUCCAGUUUCCAGGCCCUUUGGUGCUUUGUCCCCUCCGGCUCCCGCUGGAGGCGCCUCGAGCCCGCUGGAGUCCAGCGCAAGGCAGCGCCAGCGCAACGUAAGCUCCCCAUUGCACCGUUGCAGCUCACCACUACAGACUACAAUCCACAGUUCCCAGAGCACAAACAGUCAGACGGACCGAAGGAGCACAGUGCACGCACUCCCGGUGACUACGUGUCUCGUCAACUCCUCGUACACCACCACGUCUUGAUCCCCGAGGCACCAACCCCCGACCUCGCCAACAUGUCCAUCUCUCCCAUCAUAACGUUCAAGGCCGGAAUAUGCGAAGUGGAUUCGUCUUCGAGGCCCUACAAGGUCACUGCCAAACCCGAGCCCGGCUAUGUCUACCUCUACUCUGAAGACGACCUCGUCCAUUUCUGCUGGCGAGAGCGGAGUGCACCACUAGACGCCCCCGAACUGGACCUCACCAUGGUUCCUACCGACGGCCACUUCCUCCCCUACGAGUCCAGCAAGCAGAGCCGGGCUUCGGCCAAGACGAAUGGCCGCGUUUUCGUCCUCAAGUUCAUGUCUUCGUCACAGCGCUACAUGUUCUGGAUGCAGUCGAAACCUCAGGGUCGCAACGGCGACCCCGCCUGGUUCAGCCCGAGGGACCUGAAGAUCGGCCAGCUCGUUCACGCCCUGCUGCAGGGCGAGGAGGUAGACGUUCAGGAGGAGCUCUCUGCCGUUGUCAACACCGACGACGACACCCGCCGCGACGACGAUGACGAGACCAUGGAAGACGUGGAGGGCCACGGCGACCACAACGACCCCCACAGCGGGGGUGCUGGCGGCGCCGGCCCGGGUGCCACCGGCGGCGAUGUACGCGAGGAGGGAGAGGGCGCCAGAGAGGGCGGUGCAGACGGCGCUAGAGCUGCUGCCGGUGGCAAUGUGGACGCAGCAACCGCGGUGAGAAACUUCCUGGACUCGUUGAAGGGCGGCGCAGGUGGUGCCGGUGGUGCGAGCCAGGGAGAAGGGAAACUAUACCCCAUGCUAUCCGACCUUCUCACGCCACCCGUCACAGUGCCCAUGGCGAGAGACGCUUCGGAGGAGCAGAUCGACGAGCUCCUCAGCUUCCUCCCUCCCUCGGUGCUCAUCUUGUCACAGCAAGCCGACUCGGUAGAUGCGUCGACAGAGCCCACACCCGACGCCAUAGAAGCGGCCAGGCAAGCCAUGAGCCUCGGCCAGAAGAAGGCGCUCCUCGAGAAGGUCCUCCGCAGUCCGCAGUUCCACCAGAGCACGAGCAGUCUGACCAUGGCCUUGCGAGACGGCGGCCUGCCCAGCAUUGCCGAGGCGCUGUCGAUCAAGGUGGAAAACAACGGCUACAUGAAGGGAAGCAGCAUGCCCCUCGGCGGCGGGGAUGCGGUGGAGGCUUUCGUCGAGGGCGUCAAGAAGACGGUCGAGAAGAAGUAG
This is a messenger RNA of Neoarthrinium moseri, 1491 nucleotides long. RefSeq lists its product as uncharacterized. Bases 1 to 1491 code for a protein of 496 amino acids. The record is from RefSeq and is a predicted model, not a curated record. Gene Ontology annotation, molecular function: ubiquitin binding; endopeptidase activator activity; proteasome binding. Gene Ontology annotation, cellular component: cytoplasm; proteasome regulatory particle, lid subcomplex; nucleus. NCBI's taxonomy places the organism in Eukaryota, Fungi, Ascomycota, Sordariomycetes, Amphisphaeriales, Apiosporaceae. The transcript has 5 exons. Gene Ontology annotation, biological process: ubiquitin-dependent protein catabolic process.